Molecule: messenger RNA, 4578 nt
Organism: Lepisosteus oculatus (spotted gar)
Lineage: Eukaryota; Metazoa; Chordata; Actinopteri; Semionotiformes; Lepisosteidae
Gene: plxdc1
Product: plexin domain containing 1
Source: RefSeq, a predicted model, not a curated record
ACACUGGCAGCACCCACCUCUGUAGAGCUGAGCGGAGACUGCCUGCAACACGUCAGGCUGUCGGCACGUUUGUAGAGGUUAAGACCAGUCACGUUUUAUCAGAGUGGUUUACCGGCGCCGGAGUGGAGAGAGGCAAGGCAGAGGAGGGAGAUAGAGAAACAGAAAAAAAUGAGAGAGAGAGAGGGAGAGAGAGAGGACACUUUCGUCUCUGAACUGCAGUGCCUCAUCAGUUGUUGAGUCCCACAUUUCCAUGGCAACAUCAGAACAGCACUGAGAGGGAGAGAGAGAGGGAAGGAACCGGACAGGAUCCCUUUUAAAGUCAGAACGGAGAGAAGAAGAGGAGAGAAAGACAGAGGAGGAGAGAGGCAGUGAAGGAGCGCUGGCUGGGAGGUUCUGAAAAUGGGUCUAUGUACUGUGCUGCUGAUCUGCCUCUCCCAGGCUGAGUUCAUGAGAGUUUGGGCACAGGAGCAAACAGGUUUUGGGUAUGCUAUGGCUACGGAGCAGGAGGAGCUCUUGGAGCCAAGGAGGAUGAGGAGAGACCUCCGCUUCUUCACUCAUCCAGACAGGACCAGAGCCAGCCGGGAACACCUUGGUGGCGGCCUAGCCAUUGACACGCUGCCCGACAACAUGACACGCGUAGUGGAGGACUCCCAGCGGUAUUACUCAUGGCGCAGUUUCGGCCCCGGAGACCCCCACACGGCCGAGCUCUGGGUUGACAUGACCUUGCCGGAGCACAGCCAAGUGCGAGUCCAUGGCAUCCUGUCCAACACGCACCGCCAGGCAGCGCGUGUGGCCUUGUCCUUUGAUUUCCCCUUCUAUGGACACUAUCUGAGGCAGAUUACCAUAGCAACUGGAGGGUUCAUCUUCACUGGGGAGAUCACGCACCGCAUGCUGACAGCAACACAGUACAUCGCGCCUCUCAUGGCCAACUUUGACCCCAGCUACUCCAGAAAUUCCACAGUCCAGUACUGUGACAAUGGGAAGGUGUUUGUGGUCCAGUGGGAUAAAGUACGUCUCCAGGGCAGAGAGACUGAGGGAGCCUUCACCUUCCAGGCGGCACUGCACAGCACGGGGGCCAUCACCUUCAGCUACAAAGACGUGCCGAUGGCCGUGGCAGAGAUCAGCUCAGCUCAGCAUCCUGUGAAGGCUGGCCUCUCUGAUGCUUUUAUGGCAGUUCAAAGUUCCCCCCACACACCAGAGGCACGCCGCAGGACCAUUUAUGAAUAUCACCGUGUGGAAGUGGACCCAUCAAAAAUCACCAACAGCUCUGCCUUUGUGUUCACCCCCCUGCCCACUUGCCUCCAGCAUGAGACCUGUGAGUCUUGCCUCUCGUCCAACUUCACCUCUGGCUGCAGCUGGUGCAACAUCAUCCAGAGGUGCUCAGAUGGGAUUGACAGGCACAGGCAGGAGUGGCUGGAUUAUGGUUGUGCAGAGGAGCCCAAGGACAUGACGUGUGAGGAUUACGCCCCACAGGGGACAGACGUCUCCCUGGGGCAGGUUAACCCCUCUGUGUCCGAGCCCACCCCCUCCCCCGGGACGCUUCUGGACAGUCCCGUCACCGAAGAUGACACCAAACAGCUCAUUCAUUACAAUGGCAAUGACCUGCAGACAGGUCCUCCUAGGCAGCAGGGGGCGCCAGUGCACACUGGGAUCAUUGCAGGUGUGGUGUCGGCGGUGGUGCUGCUUCUGGCCCUGACCCUGCUGGCUCUCUACAUCAACACACAUCCCACGGCUGCCCCUGCUUUCUAUCUCAUACAGAGACGCUCCAACCAUUGGCCAGCCAUGAAGUUUCGGAACCAGGGCUGUCACUCGAGCUACACCGAGGUGGAGGUCGGAGGUCAUGAGAAAGAGGGCUUCAUAGAGGCCGAGCAGUGCUGAGGAGGAGGAGGAGGGGUGUGUGUGGCAUGAGGAGUGCUCUACAAGUAACGGACAACAAAGUGGACCAAUGCAGGGAAGAUCCGGGACUGAAGUGUGGGCCUGUUCCAAUCCUAGUUAGCAUCCUGCUCUCUGUCAGCAGUGGGCCUGACUCAGGGCUCCCCUGUUUCUCUCUGCACUGGUCCGCUCAGGCACUCCCAGCUCUCGUCUGGGGGCUGCUGUAAGUAAAACACCAAUGACCACAAGCAAGAAAAUGCAUUACAAUCGGGCACAUGGGCAAACAUUGAACAGACACUAUAAAUCAGCCCUCUGUUCCCCUCUAGAGACUCACACCAUGGGCAGCAGUGAGGAGCAGUGGUUAUGGCUCUGGACAUAUAACUGGAACGGUGUGAGUUUGAAUCCCAGGUGGAGUUACAGCUGCUGAAUCCUUGAUCAAGGUACAUGGAUUGCUUUGGUAAGCUGAGCUGUACGAACUUGGAUUACUUCAGAUGAAAGUGUCAGCCAAAUUAUUUAGUGAUAAAAAAGGGAAUGCACGUUAUUCAUCAUAACUGCAAUUGAUGUACAGUUUGUCUUCAUAAAACUGAGUUUUUUUUUAGGUGAAAUCUGCAUUUUGAAGUGUCUUGUUGAUCACUGUCUUAACCUGCAAUCUCACAUCUUAUUAUGACAUUACUCUUAUCACUGACAUCCUUUGAAAUCUUUUAUGGAAACUUUGCUCAAAACAGUACUGGUUCUGUUGAAAGUAAUAAAUAGUACGUCGAGUUUUUAUAAGACCUUAAUAAGUUGAAAACCCUGGUUAUCGUACCAGCAUUAAAAAAAAAUAUUGUAGAUAUUCAGAGUGCUUGCCAAAUCCUGUCAAAGUGUAUGAUAAAUCAUGACAUUUAUAACUUGAAGCUCUACAGUUAUGAACUCUAGAAAAUGAUAAACCAGAUUUUCUCUUCCAACAUAUUCUGAAAAGUUCCAUAUUGUGUUUUUAAGGAUUUCUAGGAUGGUGAAGGUUGCUUAUGGUAUCAGUAUUAUCCUAAAGAAGACAGAUCUCAAAGCAUUCAUUAUCAUGCUAUGAGUUUUUGCUUCAUUAGAAUGUGCUAAACUCGCUCCAGGUUGAAAUCAUCAGUGUGGUUUAAUUUUCAGGCAGGUCAUAGGGGAAUACUAUUAAAGGCAUAUACAGUCUAUAUAUUAUGUAUAUAUUAAUGGGGGAGUUCUGCAAAGUGUAUUAUGCACGUGAUCACAAAUGCAGUGACAACCUAGAGACUUUUGAGAUGAGAGCUGUUGAUUUUAGCUUGGUUGAACAGCAUUGCCUUCUGCUCCCCUGGGGAAUACUGAGGGAGAACCAUCAGGGUCUGAGCUACAUGUUUAUCUGACAUACCGAGCAACAAGCGCCACAUCAUUCUCAUCUCGUACUGUGACAAAGCAGCCCGCCCUCAUUCUUCUUAUUCCUGGAGAUUGAUCAGAGGGAAGAUGUUACAUGGUUGCUCCUAAAAAGCCUCUGUUUGUAGAGCAGAAUGAGCCUCAGACACUGGUGAUGGCUGGUCCAGGUCCCAGUUACACUGCUUGUAUCCAGGCACUCCCUGUAGCCUGGCAGUGCUGUCCUGGGCACUGCCAAGAUAUUCAUUUUCAAUAAUGCGCAAUAGACUCCAACUCUGCUGCUCGGCGUCAAUGUGGUUGCCCUUGCCAGGGGCAAGCUGUGCUGGCACAGGAGAGUCGGGAGUGAGGCUGGUUCUUUGCUCACCGCUUAGUGUCAUCUGUCUCCAUUUUGGUACACCAGGGCUGUCCAACCCUGCGUAUCUGAAAGGUCCUCAGAGCAGCUCCCGAAGAGCUGAGCAAAAGCUGUCAAAUUGAUCUGCUUGACCAGUUAGUUUAGUUCAUUAAGGGCUGAGCUGGCAUGAAACUCUGUGGGCACACCGGCUCCCCAGGACCGGGCUUGGACACUCCUGUGACCAGCGCUGAAAAUCGCUCAACAGUGAAAAAAGCUUAAAAGACUCGUGAGAGACUUGUGUUUCUCCUGGGUGUCUGUCGGUUCAGUCAGGAGGCACAGCGGAGCCGCGGCACGAAGGUUAAAUUAGGCUUGGCAAUUUUAUUAAUAUAUGGGUUGACAAAACAUGCUGAAUCCUAAAAAAUAUUGAAGAGCUGGGGUUAUAGGUACUCAUAACUACUGUAACUAAUUUGCUCAAUAUAAUUAAUUUGGAUCUGGAUUAGAACAGACCACAAGGAAUGUGCCGCAAUUCAGCAAAGAGCUUAUGGUACUUCCUGGUUAUCACAGUGCAAGAUCACAGGACUACUGCACCUCUUUACUCCCUCUUACAGGGAUGUACACCUGAGGGUCUUAUUGGGGGAGCCUGGUACCAUUGUUUAGUUUCACAGUGGGAUGUGAACAUUCAAACCACACACACACACAAAAAUAUAUUGUGAAUAUAUCACAUCUUUAAGGCAAUAUGAAAUAAAGAGAAAAAAUGUGAGAAAAAUAUAUAGCCAAAUUCUUUGAUGUAUUUUAUUUUUAAGCAGAGAGCUCAUUGCUGGGAAGAAUAGGUCGCAGUUUCCCCUGGAAGAGGCCCUUUCUGUGGGCACUCCAAGCUGGGACUAUCUGAGCUCUGUAAUUAAAAGUGCAAGGAUACAAAGUGACAUUCAUCCGCUAUAACAGUAUUGUAUAAAAGAGUAAAUAUGUUAAGAAAAUAAAUCAAUAAAUGAUUUCCUGAUUUAAAAAAAAAA